Nematolebias whitei (Rio pearlfish) is the source of this 1315-nucleotide messenger RNA. It is a transcript of the gene hmg20b, whose product is annotated as high mobility group 20B. The transcript is spliced from 9 exons. NCBI's taxonomy places the organism in Eukaryota, Metazoa, Chordata, Actinopteri, Cyprinodontiformes, Rivulidae. Gene Ontology annotation, cellular component: nucleus. The record is from RefSeq and is a predicted model, not a curated record. Bases 70 to 954 code for a protein of 294 amino acids. Gene Ontology annotation, biological process: regulation of gene expression.
AGAAAACAGACACUUCUCUUCCUGUUUGGCCCAGGGACACUAUAUUAUCUGUGUGUUACGUGAAAAGACAUGGGAGGAAUUAAGCAGGAGCAGAGUGAUGCAUCGCAGCAGCCCAAAGCUUCCCAUGCAGCGGAGCAACCUCAAGAGGAGCCUAAAAAGAGGGGCUGGCCAAAGGGAAAGAAAAGAAAGAAGGUUCUGCCAAAUGGUCCCAAGGCACCAGUAACAGGUUACGUACGUUUUCUGAAUGAGCGGCGAGAACAUAUGAGGUCCCGAUACCCUGACCUGCCUUUUCCAGAAAUCACCAAGAGACUAGGAGCAGAGUGGACACGAUUAGCCCCAAAUGACAAACAGCGCUACCUUGAUGAGGCAGAGCGAGAGAAGGUGCAGUACGCUCAGGAACUGAAGGAAUAUCGUCAGACUGAAGCCUUCCAGAUCACCAGUGCCAAGCUGCAUGACAAGAGAAUUAAAAAAGAAGACACGUCGUCGGUCAUUGUUGGUUCCACUUCAGGGUUGUCUUUAACAAAGGCUUCUGACCUCUCGAGCAGAUUCGACAUCCCGAUUUUUACAGAGGAAUUCCUCGAUCAAAACAAAGCUCGAGAGGCCGAGCUGCGAAGGCUUCGGAAGGCAAACGUUGAGUUUGAGGAGCAGAACGCAGUUCUGCAGCGUCACAUCAGUGAUAUGAACAGUGCUAAAGAGCGUCUGGAGGCUGAACUGGGGCAGGACGAGAAGCGAACCCAGGCUCUUCACCAACACCUGCAGGCCAUUAAACACACAUUGGUCAGCAGUCUGUCAUCAGUCCCUCUGCCAGGAACAAGUGAGACAGCAUCUCUGGGCAACCUGGACUCAUACCUGAGUCGUCUCAGUGGAGUGCUGGAAGGAGACCCCCAUAAACACCGUGCCCUGCUCAGCCAACUCCACAAGGUCCUCUCUCAUCUCGACAGUGAGAAGUUAUGAGGAGGCUCCAGCCAGAUGCCCCACUCUCAUACGUCAUAAAGACACCCCACAGGCUUGGUGGAAUUAGGCCAAGUCAGUGCCAUUCUAUCCAGGAUGUGGUGGUAUGGGUAUAAACACUCGCAGCCCAUGCCUGUUGUUUACCGAUGUGUGUGUUUUGUAAAAUAUGUCAUUGCAAUAUGUCAUAUUUUUAAAGUGAAUUUCUACUGCAGCAUAGAUGGUUUUUAGCAGUUCAGGCAUCUCAUACCAUUUAAACAAAUCUGAUCUGACUUGAAUCCCGUUUUGCAGCUUUUCAAAAGUUUGGGAGAGGAUGAGGAUAAUUGUGUGCAGUACUUUGAUGAGGCGGAAAAUAAAAGAUUAGAGC